This is a messenger RNA of Megalops cyprinoides (Indo-Pacific tarpon), 714 nucleotides long. RefSeq names its product tubulin polymerization-promoting protein family member 3 (gene tppp3). The transcript is spliced from 4 exons. Lineage: Eukaryota; Metazoa; Chordata; Actinopteri; Elopiformes; Megalopidae. The coding region runs from base 79 to 612 and encodes 177 amino acids. Gene Ontology annotation, cellular component: microtubule. Gene Ontology annotation, biological process: microtubule bundle formation; positive regulation of protein polymerization; microtubule polymerization. The record is from RefSeq and is a predicted model, not a curated record. Gene Ontology annotation, molecular function: tubulin binding.
UUCAGUUGCGGGGGACGCAGGCAGGCAGGCGCAGCGCACACAGACUCAGCGGAGGUGCUUCACAGAGAACAUCUCAGGAUGGCAGAAAGCACAGACAUGACGCUUCUUAUGGACUCAUUUAAGAAGUUUGCGAUCCAUGGAGACACCAAAGCCACUGGCAAGGAAUUGAAUGGGAAAAACUGGGCCAAACUGUGCAAGGACUGUAAGGUCAUUGAUGGAAAGAAUGUCACCAGCACCGAUGUGGACAUUGUCUUCAGCAAAGUGAAAGCAAAAACAUCUCGAGUCAUCACUUAUGAGGAGUUCCAGAAGGCUCUAGAGGAGCUGGCACCAAAAAGGUUCAAAGGUCAGAGCAAAGAGGAAGCACUGAAUUCCAUACACAAACUGAUUGAGGGCAAAGAACCUACCAACGUUGGUGUAACGAAAGUAGCCAAGACUGGUGCAGUGGACAGACUGACAGACACAUCGAAGUAUACAGGUUCCCAUAAGGAGCGUUUCGACGAGAGUGGGAAGGGGAAAGGCAAGAGCGGUCGUGAGGAGCUGGUGGAGAACACCGGCUAUGUGAGCGCCUACAAGAAUGCAGGAACAUACGAUGAGAAGACCAAAGCGAAGUAGGCUCCAGGAGAGACCCUUGGCUACAGAGCAUUGAGGGAGACAAGCUCAACCUUCAGCACUUAGGUCUGGACCCAAAGUACAGCCCAGCUCUUUACGAUGGUG